Messenger RNA from Glycine soja, 1246 nucleotides. Its product is annotated as B3 domain-containing protein At5g42700-like. The record is from RefSeq and is a predicted model, not a curated record. The transcript is spliced from 7 exons. Bases 161 to 847 code for a protein of 228 amino acids. Gene Ontology annotation, molecular function: DNA binding. Lineage: Eukaryota; Viridiplantae; Streptophyta; Magnoliopsida; Fabales; Fabaceae.
GACAUUGGGAAGUGGGAAUGCAACGGUCGAUUGAGGAGACACGACACUGCUGCAAUUGCAAUGCCAUUUUCUGUACGAAUUUAUAAGAUCCAAACAAUACAUUAACAUAACAUAACAUUAUUCUGGGCGUUGCCAUUGUUCUCUUUUCCAGAAAGAAAAAAUGGUGGCAGCAAUAGCAUACGAGGAGAGUCGUCGCAAGAGAGUGGAAGAGAACAGAAAGAGGAUGGAAGCCCUCAAUCUCCCCCUCCUCUCUCAAGCUCUUCACAAAUCCCCUUCUCCCAAAUCCUCACCGCUGAAGCAGGUCAAGAAUCGCACCAUUCAGAAAGAGUUGGUUGUUGUCCGAAGGUCUAGCCGUGUGGCAAAUUUGCCCACUCCUGUUUACAAAGAAGUGGUUGUUGAUCGCGUGACAAUACCUAGAAGAACCCUUGGUAGACCUUACAAUAGACACAGGGAUUAUGCCAAUAGGGUAUAUGCUUCUGAUGAAGCCAGAGAGGAAGCAUUGGAGAAAGCAGAAACCUUAAUGUCGGGUCUAGAAUCUGAACAUCCAGCCUUCAUAAAGUCAAUGCUACAAUCCCACAUCAGCGGGGGAUUCUGGCUGGGCCUUCCAGUCCAUUUCUGCAAGAGCAAUCUUCCAAAAGGGGACGAAGUGAUGACUUUGAUUGAUGAGGAUGGGAAUGAGUAUCCAACAAUAUAUUUGGCACGAAAAACAGGACUUAGUGGUGGAUGGAAAGGUUUUGCGGUUGGUCAUGACCUAGCUGACGGAGAUGCUGUAAUUUUUCAAUUAAUUAAGCACACUGCAUUCAAGGUGUACAUUAUUAGAGCGAAUAGUCCACCAGAGGAUAAGUGAAUUGCAGUUGGAGAUUGGAUCCAGGAAAGUUAAUCUAGGUUCUCUUAUGUGGUGGAAGUGGAAGGGAACGUCUUGGGAUCAGUUUUUGGUCAAGUUUUGAAGACUUGUAGUUUGGCUGACUAAUGAAGUAUAACUUGUGUUAAUAUCUGUAUGUGAACUGUGAAGGGACGUGUUUAUAUCUCUAUGUGAAAGGGAACUCUUCAGCAUCUACAUAUAUACUAGUAAAUGAAAUAUAGAAUGAUCCCAUGACGGAUUUCUUGAAUCUGAUGCUCCAUUGUUCAAUAGCGUUUGAUGUUUUGUGGGGAAACGGUUGGGAUAAAAUAUGUGGAAGAGCGUGGUAAAUGGUGUGAACUUGUUGACUCUAACAAAUAGAUGGCCUUGCCCGAAUUCCUGGUUAAA